Molecule: messenger RNA, 1042 nt
Organism: Fundulus heteroclitus (mummichog)
Lineage: Eukaryota; Metazoa; Chordata; Actinopteri; Cyprinodontiformes; Fundulidae
Product: zinc finger and BTB domain-containing protein 10-like
Exons: 1
Coding region: 290-1027 (245 amino acids)
Source: RefSeq, a predicted model, not a curated record
CACCGCUCUGGUCGAGGUGCAUUGUGGGGAGGAAAGUCGUUGCCAUUCGACCUCUGCGGGGCCUGCGCGGACGCAGCGAGAACCCUGAAAUUCAUUAUGCGUUUAAAACCUUUAUUUAUUUCCGCAUAACCUACAUACUCUCACCGGGAGGGCCAGGCGGGGAAAAGAAACGACGGCGGACCAUCUCUUUCGGAGAAAGACAUCGCUUCCAAACACUCUGUUUAUUCGCCGGAGGGAUAGACACUGCUGGGGAAAGUGAAGAUAGUUUUAUAUAUAUAUAAAGAAAAACAUGUCCGGUGAGAGAAAUCGCAGGUCCCUGGCUUUCCGAGGAGGUGGUUCGGCUGGGUUAACGGGCUCCGGCGGCAUCGGCGGGGGGAACUGUAACAGCUGGGAGGCCCCGGCCUGUCAAGACCGACAUUUUAACGGGAAUAGGCCGGAUCAAGAGGACGACAGGGAUCUGGGGGCGAAGGGACCGUCGCAGAAGCGAGCGGAGGGCGCUGGGUCUGUCAGCGACAGCACGGAGCCCGAGGCGGAGGAGGAAGAGGACCCGGAAGGGGGCAGCUGGGCACCCGGGGACGACCGUGCGGGCUCGGUCGAAGGAGACGACGGGAAUAGCUGUGCGGCGGGGAACGGUCCCACCGACAGCGCCGGAGAAGGACAAGAGUCCCGGAGCGUGGCGAGGGGAGGCGAGCCCGGUUCCAGGAAAUCGGGGGUAGAGAUGAGACCGCAGACGCUGCUUCAGAAACACUCACUGUUCAACGCUUCGUGGCUGCAAGACUUCCCGUGGCUCAAAUUCUGCCAAGAGACGGGACUCAUGUCUUGCUCCUGGUGCCACAACAUUGCCACUAAAAACAGCGACGAGCUCGUCAAGGGGAGCCGCAACUACAAGCGGGCCCUGCUGCUGAGACAUCACCUGUCUUCCGAGCACGGGAGAAAUGACCCCACCAAACAGGUAACGUUAGCUGGCGCCGCUUCCGUUUACCUGCGUGAACACGAAAUACCAGUCGGGCAACUGUCAAACUAUUAACUCGUCGCCUAGCUU